CUCCCGCCUCCGUCCGCUCGAGUUCUCUCGCCUCUGCCUCAAGUGUAAGAAGGGAAAGUUGGGCGACACUGAGCAGUUUCUCCCGGACAGAGGUCCAGUCCCGCUAGGAUGAGAGACAGGUGCCCUCUCGCGCAGCCCCGGCCCGGCCACAGGAAGCACGUUCUGCCUCCCGGCCCGCGGGUUCCUUCAGAAGCCACUCGGCGCCUGACCUGGGACUCCCCCCGACUCGGGGCCACGAUGGGACCCACGGCCGCCACCAAGUUCACGGGGCGCUUGCCGCUCCUGUUUCUGCUGCUGCUGCUGCUGCUGCGCAAGAUUGCGGCGGCGUCCUCGGGGUUGGGCGUGGGCGCGUCGAGCGGCGGAGGAGAGACAGAUGCUCUCUCGCUUUCCUACCAUUUCUUCAUCACAUCUAAGGCCAGGCCUGGACAACCUUGGUGUGAGGUUCAAGGCCAGAAAAAUGGCAAAAAAUUUCUUUCCUAUGACUGUCAGACGAAGGAUUUCAAACCCAUUGGUCCUCGGGGGAUGAAGCUGAAGGACAGAGUAUUUUGGCAGAAACAGGAGGAAACUGUGGAACUCCUGGUGGAAGAGUUCAGAAAGAAACUGCUGGACAUCAAAGCAGAGAAUUUCACUAAGAGCCGGACAGGUUCUCUCACCAUGCAGGGCAGGCUCAUGUGUGAGCGUGGGGCCGAUGGACACACCAGAGCAUCCUGGCAGUUUUGCUUCAAUGAGCCGAUAACCUACCUCUUUGACCCGAAGAAAGGAAAGUGGACAGUGGAUCCUUCUGGAGGCCAACAGGUUAAGGACAUGUUGGAUGGUGACAGAGAGCUGACCAUGCUGCUCGUGAGGACCUCAAAUGGAGACUGUCAGAGCUGGCUCCAGCAAGUGUGGGAGCACCGGGAUGAAACGCAGGAGACCACAGGAGUACCGGCCACAACCCUGCAUGUAGCUCUGGUCAAAGGCGCAGCCAUCAGGCCGAUUGCUUCCGUUUUCCUUGUGGUCCUCACGCACUCAAUCGUCCUUGUCGUCCAAGGCAUAGUCCUUUGAGUAACAGAGGCUGAAGUUGCUAAAAGAAGGGCCUGAGGAUGUGCUCUUCUGCACCUGCUCUCCCUUCUGGUGAGUGACCUUCUACCUGCUGUUCAUGUCCACCAACGGGACCUUCGAUCCCUAUGGCGAAAGCGGAAUCCUCCAGUCUUCCAGGAGAUUGUGAUUAUGGUGGAGAUGUAGUAUUUCCCUGCCUUCAUUCUCCGUCAUGAUGAUCCGCCUCUGCUCUUUUUCUUAACACUGUGUUCUGGUGCUAACUGUUGGGACUCCUGGACUUGGCCUUCUAACUGCCUGAACAAGAAUUCUGAACAAAGAGAUUAUUUCCCAAGUUCUCCUUUGGUAUUGGAAAUCAGACACUUGUCAAUAUCAUGAGCUGCUCAUUGCUGAAAGAACACUGUGUGAAAGAAGAGAAUCUCAGGGCUUCUUUCUUUUGAGACUCAGAUCUUUUAAAUAGAACAAGAUUAUAUUUAUGAUAGUUUAUCCUUUAAACUUUAAUUUAUCCUUUAAAUAAGUAUUUAAAUAAAAUAUUAAAGGUUACAUUA
Molecule: messenger RNA, 1583 nt
Organism: Neogale vison (American mink)
Lineage: Eukaryota; Metazoa; Chordata; Mammalia; Carnivora; Mustelidae
Product: UL16-binding protein 2-like
Exons: 5
Coding region: 109-1044 (311 amino acids)
Biological process (GO): positive regulation of T cell mediated cytotoxicity; immune response; antigen processing and presentation of endogenous peptide antigen via MHC class Ib
Cellular component (GO): external side of plasma membrane
Source: RefSeq, a predicted model, not a curated record